AUGACACUUCUAGAGAGACCAUCAGGAACGAACAAGGAAAAUCAUCAGACCAUCAUUGAUGUGGAUAGCGAUAACUGGGUUAUUGAUGAGUUGGGUUUUACUGACUUGUUCAAUCAACUCCUUCCCACCAUGCCAUGGAAUUCUGUCAUGGAUAGGAUGAUGAAGGAGCUUCAUUCACAUGGAAAAACCAUUGAAGACAUUGCAGAGGUUUUGAAACGUAUUCCUAUUCAUCCCCAGGUCGUCUCUGCUAUUAAAGCAGCUUAUGCUUUAGGGUGUGAGCUGAGGAUUGUAAGUGAUGCAAACAUGUUCUUCAUCGAGACAAUCCUGAAACAUCUCGGAUUGAAGGAUUAUUUCUCUGAAAUCAACACGAACCCAGGUUUCGUUGAUGAAGAAGGGAGGUUAAGGAUCUCUCCUUACCAUGAUUUCACUCAAUCUUCUCACGGUUGCAGUCUUUGCCCUCCAAACAUGUGCAAGGGUCUCGUAAUUGAAAGAAUUCAAGCUUCUAUGUCCAAGGAGGGAAGCAAGAAAAUCAUCUAUCUUGGAGAUGGUGCUAGCGAUUAUUGCCCGAGCUUGAAGCUUACAGAAUCAGAUUAUGUGAUGCCAAGGAAGAACUUCCCUGUGUGGGAUUUAAUUAGCAGAAAUCCCUUGCUCAUCAAGGCAGAAAUUAAUGAAUGGACUGACGGGGCAGAGCUGGAACGUGUUUUGCUCCAAAUUGUUGAGAGAAUUUCCAGGGAGGAGAUCAACAGCAAUUCUGCUCAGUUGUUGUCAGCUGAUUGCAAGUCACAGACUAUAUCAAUUGCUACCCAUGAAGCCUUGCCUCAGGCUCUCUCAGUUACUCAGUAG
This is a messenger RNA of Dovyalis caffra, 843 nucleotides long. The record is from the annotation of a GenBank genome assembly. Lineage: Eukaryota; Viridiplantae; Streptophyta; Magnoliopsida; Malpighiales; Salicaceae.